GGUUACCUUUAGCGUUAGAAGAUAAUGAAACUUCUAUUGAUAAACAAGACUUAUCAUUUUUGAUCAAUGAAAAUGAUAGAGGCGAUGUUGAAGAUGAAAAUUUGAUCGAUGAAGAUAACAACUUACCAAUGGAUAUUCUACCAUUUCCAGUCGAUGAUAGAAGCGAUAACUCGAUCGAUGAUAGAAGAGAAUACUCAAUCGAUAAUGGAAGCGAGAACUCGAUCAAUGAUAGAAGCAAUAACUAA
Messenger RNA from Funneliformis geosporum, 245 nucleotides. Lineage: Eukaryota; Fungi; Glomeromycota; Glomeromycetes; Glomerales; Glomeraceae. The record is from the annotation of a GenBank genome assembly.